Zonotrichia leucophrys gambelii is the source of this 2263-nucleotide messenger RNA. RefSeq names its product heat shock protein family A (Hsp70) member 14 (gene HSPA14). The transcript has 14 exons. Lineage: Eukaryota; Metazoa; Chordata; Aves; Passeriformes; Passerellidae. Gene Ontology annotation, cellular component: nucleus; cytoplasm; ribosome. Gene Ontology annotation, molecular function: ATP binding; ATP-dependent protein folding chaperone. The record is from RefSeq and is a predicted model, not a curated record. Bases 37 to 1554 code for a protein of 505 amino acids.
GGGCCCCCGCGGGGCACGUUGGGGCGGGAAGGGGCAAUGGCGGCCAUCGGGGUGCACCUGGGAGCCACCUGUGCGUGCGCCGCUGUGUACAAGGAUGGCCGCGCCGAUGUGGUCGCCAACGACGCCGGGGACAGGGUCACGCCCGCGGUCGUGGCGUUCUCGGAGAGCGAGGAGGUUGUUGGCUUAGCUGCGAAGCAAAGCAGGAUAAGAAAUAUUUCCAACACUGUCGUGAAAGUGAAGCAGAUCCUUGGGCGAAGCUCUGGUGACCCUCAGGCAAAGAAAUACAUUGCAGAAAGCAAAUGCUCUAUGAUUGAGAAGAAUGGAAAACUUCAGUAUGAAAUAGAUAACAAACUUAUUAACCCAGAAGAUGUGGCAAAACUAAUUUUCAGUAAAAUGAAAGAGACUGCCCAGUCUGCAUUGGGCUCAGAUGUGAAUGAUGUUGUUGUCACUGUACCAUUUGAUUUUGGAGAGAGUCAGAAGAAUGCCCUUGGGGAAGCAGCUACAGCUGCUGGGUUCAAUGUUAUGAGAUUAAUUCAUGAACCAUCUGCAGCUCUCCUUGCUUAUGGAAUUGGCCAAGAUUCACCCACUGGGAAAAGCAACGUGCUGGUUUAUAAACUGGGUGGAACAUCACUUUCUAUCACAGUCAUAGAAGUGAACAGUGGAAUAUAUCGUGUGCUUGCUACAAACACAGAUGACAGCAUUGGAGGAGUUUGCUUCACAGAAGCUCUAGCACAACACUUAGCUUCUGAAUUUCAGAGGUCUUGUAAACAUGAUAUUAGAGGAAAUCCCAGAGCCAUGAUGAAAUUAAUGAACAGUGCUGAUAUUGCAAAACACUCUCUAUCAACCCUGGGAAGUGCAAACUGUUUUGUAGAUUCAUUGUAUGAUGGAUUGGAUUUUGAUUGCAAUGUGUCCAGGGCCAGAUUUGAACUUAUCUGUUCUUCACUUUUUAGUAAAUGUGUAGAAGCAAUUAAAAAGCUCUUGCAGCAAGUUGGAUUUACAGCAGAUGACAUUAAUAAGGUAGUUCUUUGUGGUGGGUCUGCUCGAAUCCCAAAACUACAGCAGCUGAUCAAAGACAUUUUCCCAACCGUGGAAUUACUGAAUUCAAUUCCUCCAGAUGAAGUUAUUCCCAUUGGUGCAGCCAUAGAGGCAGGAAUUCUGCUAGGGAAAGAGAAUACCUUGUUAGAAGAAGAUGCACUCAUUGAGUGUUCUGCCAAAGAUAUUCUUCUUAAGGGAGUAGACGAGUCAGGGGCUGACAAAUUCACAGUGCUGUUUCCAUCAGGGACACCACUGCCAGCUCGAAGGCAGCACACCCUGCACGCUCCUGGGAACAUUUCCUCUGUGUGCCUUGAGCUCUACGAGUCAUUGGGCAAGAGUCCCAUGAAUGAAGAAGAGAAAUUUGCACAGAUUGUGCUCCAGGAUUUAGAUAAAAAAGAGGAUGGCCUACAUGAUAUACUAACAGUUCUCACAAUGAAAAGGGAUGGGUCCUUGCAUGUCACCUGCACAGAUCAAGAUACUGGAAAGUGUGAAAUCAUCACUGUUGAAGUGGCAUCAUAGGCCACUUUGGAAGGCAACGUUUUUCUAACUUGAUUUUUGUCUCUUACUGGCUUUUCUGCCAAAGUAGUGACUCUCUGUGAUGUCUCUCAUGAUUCUUAGAGGACUGUAAUAAACUAAAAUGCCACCAAGUUAUUUUGCCACCAAGUCUGUUUAGAGUGUGGUGCAAAACGUUAGUCAAGACAUGUGAACGGCAGAUUGUUGAAUUAUCAGCACUUGGUUUACAAAAUGCAAAUCACAAAUGCCUGUGGUUCAGUAACAACCAUAUUACAUAGUUUGAAGAUUUUUCUUGACUAAUCAGGUCUUGUACCCAUUCAGGCAGUGCAUCUGUGGCUUCAGUAGUAUAGCUUUGAACCUGAGAAGGAGACUGGUGAAAAUCCACUCAAUUUUAUACCAGAAUCCUGUGUGGUCUUGAUAUUGCCCAAAACCAUGAAGGUGGAGCCCAUUUGUGCUGGCCUCUUGAGCAGAUGAAUUUAUUUUUUUUUUUCAAAACUUUUUUUCUGUAAAAUGGUUUUGUCAUAUUACCUGAGAAAUGUAAGACUUAAGUGUGCUUAUUUAUAUGUUAUUAAAAAAAUACAUUUUUUUAUGCAGAUCCUGACAAUCUCCAUAAUGUGUGGUUUUAAAUCUGUAUUGUCAUACAUUUGUGGGGGUAUAAGCUGGCAGGUUUUUUCAAUGACGAGAUGGAGCAGGCAAGUGUGGUUAUGGAAUAUGA